CCAAGAUGGCGGUGGCGGCUGUCCUGGCGAGGGUGUGGGGGUCGAGACGAGGCCACUUUGGCCUCCUGUUUCUGCGGCGGCCUGGGACUCGGGGGCUGGUCACAUCUCACCCCCGGAGGCAGCAGGAGCAAUUCUCUUCACUGGAUGACAAACCCCAGUUCCCGGGGGCCUCGGCAGAGUUCAUCGACAAGCUGGAGUUCAUCCAGCCCAAUGUCAUCUCCGGGAUCCCCAUCUACCGCGUCAUGGACCGCCAGGGCCAGAUCAUCAACCCUAGCGAGGACCCCCAUCUGCCCAAGGAGCAGGUCCUCAAGUUCUACCGGAGCAUGACGCUGCUCAACACCAUGGACCGCAUCCUCUACGAGUCCCAGCGGCAGGGCCGGAUCUCCUUCUACAUGACCAACUACGGCGAGGAGGGCACGCAUGUGGGCAGUGCUGCGGCCAUGGACAACACGGACCUUGUGUUCGGCCAGUACCGGGAGGCAGGUGUGCUGAUGUACCGGGAUUACCCCUUGGAGCUGUUCAUGGCCCAGUGCUACGGCAACGUCAACGACCUGGGCAAGGGGCGCCAGAUGCCCGUGCACUAUGGCUGCAAGGAGCGCCACUUCGUCACCAUCUCCUCCCCAUUGGCCACGCAGAUCCCCCAGGCGGUGGGCGCUGCCUACGCAGCUAAGCGGUCCAACGACAACAGGGCCGUCAUCUGUUACUUCGGCGAAGGGGCAGCCAGUGAGGGGGACGCUCAUGCUGGCUUCAACUUCGCCGCCACCCUGGAGUGCCCCAUCAUCUUCUUCUGCCGAAACAAUGGCUACGCCAUCUCCACGCCCACCUCGGAGCAGUACCGCGGGGACGGCAUUGCGGCGCGAGGCCCCGGCUACGGCAUCUUGUCCAUCCGCGUGGACGGCAACGAUGUGUUCGCUGUGUACAACGCCACCAAGGAGGCCCGGCGUCGCGCCGUGGCCGAGAACCAGCCCUUCCUCAUCGAGGCCAUGACCUACAGGAUUGGGCACCACAGCACCAGUGACGACAGCUCUGCCUACCGCUCUGUGGAUGAGGUCAACUACUGGGACAAGCAGGACCACCCCAUCUCACGACUGCGCCACUACCUGCAGAGCCGCGGCUGGUGGGACGACGAGCAGGAGAAGGCCUGGAGGAAGCAGUCCCGCAAGAAGGUAAUGGAGGCCUUCGAGCAGGCCGAGCGGAAGCCCAAGCCCAACCCCAACCUGCUCUUCUCAGACGUGUACCAAGAGAUGCCAGUACAGCUCCGCAAGCAGCAGGAGGCCCUGGCCCGCCACCUGCAGACCUACGGCGAGCACUACCCUCUGGAGCACUUUGACAAGUGAGGCCGUGGCCCCUCUUUCGGGCUGUUACAGUUGAGAGGGCUCUGUCAGCCCCCUCCUGACCUGCUCUGAGUGCCUUCUCUGGGGCGAGGGUGGGCAAAGGAACCUUUUCCCUGGAGGCCCCCCCCCAGGGCAGACUGGGAGAGGCCAGCCCUGCAGCUCUGAGUCGAGGCUGUGAAUGAAUAAACCAAACCACAUC
Sorex fumeus (smoky shrew) is the source of this 1533-nucleotide messenger RNA. RefSeq names its product branched chain keto acid dehydrogenase E1 subunit alpha (gene BCKDHA). NCBI's taxonomy places the organism in Eukaryota, Metazoa, Chordata, Mammalia, Eulipotyphla, Soricidae. Gene Ontology annotation, biological process: branched-chain amino acid catabolic process. The record is from RefSeq and is a predicted model, not a curated record. Bases 6 to 1337 code for a protein of 443 amino acids. The transcript is spliced from 9 exons. Gene Ontology annotation, molecular function: oxidoreductase activity, acting on the aldehyde or oxo group of donors, disulfide as acceptor.